Messenger RNA from Hemicordylus capensis (graceful crag lizard), 2529 nucleotides. It is a transcript of the gene PELO, whose product is annotated as pelota mRNA surveillance and ribosome rescue factor. Gene Ontology annotation, cellular component: cytoplasm. Bases 574 to 1731 code for a protein of 385 amino acids. The record is from RefSeq and is a predicted model, not a curated record. Gene Ontology annotation, biological process: nuclear-transcribed mRNA catabolic process, non-stop decay; nuclear-transcribed mRNA catabolic process, no-go decay; ribosome disassembly. The transcript is spliced from 2 exons. Lineage: Eukaryota; Metazoa; Chordata; Lepidosauria; Squamata; Cordylidae.
UGUCCUCUCUUCCCCCUCCCCGGCGCGGCGUCCUUUCGUUGUCGCGUGACACGGCAGCGCCGGAAGGAGACGGAAUCCCGCGCCGUCUCUGGAGCCGGCCGGGAAGAAUCCCUGUGAGUCCCUCACUAAUUCCCUCCUGACGCGUCCCCGCAACACCGGAAGGAGUCCGCCGGAGCUGCGCUCUCUUUGCGUGCAAGGAGGCGGGGCACAAGCCUGGGCCGGCGGCGACUGGUUCCCCGGAGGACCGGCCGGGUGCCGACCGCGAGCAGCGUGGGGCGCCGCCAACGUGUCUGUCUUAAUUUUGUCUCCUCUCGCUUAGCCUUAAUUUCAGGUGCGUGCAGGCGGCUUUUAAGGGCAAGGCUGAGCUGCCGGGUGUGCUUUGCGAAAGAGUCCAGGUUCUGCUAGGCUCCCUAACAGAAAACGGGACUGCUGCGUCUUUUCUCCCUCCCGCCGGGGGAUUUUGGCCCUCAGAGGUGACCGCCAGCCCCAUUUCGUGUCCUGUUCCCUUUUUCCAGAGGGGUGAGAGGAGGAGGUGCUCCCUGCAGCUGUGGCAGGGCUCCAGGGCAAGCCAAGAUGAAGUUGGUACGCAAGGACAUUGAAAAAGACAAUGCUGGGCAGGUGACGCUGAUCCCCGAAGAUGCUGAGGACAUAUGGCACACCUACAACCUGCUGCAGGUGGGUGACAGCUUGAGGGCCUCCACCAUCCGCAAGGUGCAGACCGAGUCGGCCACGGGCAGCGUGGGCAGCAACCGCAUCCGCACCACUCUCACGCUGUGCGUGGAGACGAUUGACUUUGACUCGCAGGCGUGCCAGCUGCGUGUCAAAGGGACCAACAUCCAGGAGAAUGAGUACGUCAAGAUGGGGGCUUACCACACCAUCGAGCUGGAGCCCAACCGACAAUUCACCCUAGCUAAAAAGCAAUGGGACAGUGUGGUGCUAGAAAGAAUUGAGCAGGCCUGCGAUCCGGCUUGGAGUGCUGAUGUCGCUGCUGUGGUGAUGCAAGAAGGUCUGGCCCACGUCUGUCUGGUCACACCAAGCAUGACUCUGACUCGGGCCAAGGUUGAGGUGAACAUUCCUAGAAAGCGAAGGGGAAACUGCACUCAACAUGAUCGAGCACUGGAGAGAUUCUACGAGCAGGUGAUGCAAGCAAUUCAGCGUCACAUCAACUUUGAGAUUGUGAAGUGUGUGCUUGUGGCCAGCCCAGGCUUUGUGAGGGAGCAGUUUUGUGACUACAUGUUCCAGCAAGCUGUCAAGACAGACAACAAAUUGUUUAUAGAGAACCGCUCCAAAUUCUUGCAGGUGCAUUCUUCCUCUGGUCAUAAAUAUGCAUUGAAGGAAGCUCUCUGUGACCCAGCUGUGACUAGUCGACUUGCUGAUACUAAAGCAGCUGGUGAAGUCAAAGCUUUAGAUGAUUUCUACAAGAUGUUACAAAAUGAGCCUGACCGGGCUUUUUAUGGUCUCAAGCAUGUGGAAAAGGCCAAUGAAGCCUUGGCUAUUGAUACUUUAUUGAUCAGUGACGAACUUUUCAGGCAUCAAGAUGUGGCUACCCGCAGUCGGUAUGUGCGGCUAGUAGAUAGUGUGCGUGAGAACAUGGGCACUGUUCGCAUCUUCUCUAGCCUUCAUGUGUCUGGGGAGCAGCUUGGGCAGCUGACUGGUGUGGCUGCCAUUUUGCGUUUCCCUGUUGCUGAGCUCUCUGACCAGGAGGAUGAAUCCAGUUCUGAAGAAGAUUGAUGGUCCACCCUUUUCCUACCACCUAGCAAGACUAUUGCAGCAGUUGGGGUCUUCUCCCAAAAAUAUAAGCCUUUGUAUCAUGCCUUACAAUAUUUUUAAUAGAACUUUUUGACUGGUGGAGUAAGCAUCUAAUCCAGUGCUCACUGCAGCAUAUUUAUAUAUUUCCCUUGCUGUGAUGUUAAUUAUUAUGAUUGUAUGUACAAAUGACCCUGCAGAUGUACCUAACAAAACUGGACUGACACAAAAAUCAAAUUUGCCUCUGCAGUUGUACUUUAAAUUGAAUGCUUCAGCUAAUGAGUGAACAUCACCGGUGUUCUAUGAAACACGUACAACAAAUAAAGUAAAAUAAACCCAAACCAAGGAAAAUAUUGUCUUAAGUCCUAUUUCUGUUUUGCAACAAAAUAGGUAUAUUCCCCUUGCUCGCAUGGGAAUCUGUGUCAAAGCUAAGACAUAACCAUUUUUCAUUCAAGUGUUUUAGUAAAUGGGGAUGAACUAGGGAUGAUAUGACAGAAAUGCAAAGCUCUGUGCCUGUAUAAGUUGCUCUCUGGCCCUGCUUGAGUUUGACAUUUUUGCUUCCAUAAAUAGUUAUUUUAAAUUGUUUUUCAAUCCUCAGGAUUUUAGGCAGUGGUUCACCUUCUGAGUUGUCCAUAUUGCUUAAAUAUGCCAUUGUUAUGACUGCCAUCAUUUGGAACAUAUUUCUCAUGGCCUUAUAGUUCAUAAAGUGAAUUUUUUUUUUAGAGAAUAGCAUAAUUACUAAAAAGCAAACCGUAUGUUUUAAUAAAAUAUUGGCAACCAGCA